This is a messenger RNA of Puccinia triticina, 876 nucleotides long. RefSeq lists its product as uncharacterized. The record is from RefSeq and is a predicted model, not a curated record. The transcript has a single exon. The coding region runs from base 1 to 876 and encodes 291 amino acids. Lineage: Eukaryota; Fungi; Basidiomycota; Pucciniomycetes; Pucciniales; Pucciniaceae.
AUGAUUCACGUGCACACUGAUAACUUUAGCCGGUUCAUACUUGAUCCCGAAGGGAUCCCCAAGAUACCCAACAACGACACCUUUGUUCGUCCAAAAGGAUCAACUUCUUUCAAGCCUGGUCGUUCCACCGAUGAGCCGUUAGAUUCUAUCCGAGAGGAGUGGGCAAAUCAUUUGUGUGAAGAUUUCGAACAACACUACACGGGGCGCUUCAACAAGUCAACUCUUGAAUUAUCAGCCAAGUUCUUGUUCCCACUUUCCAGAGCUCGUGCUUUUGUGUUGGGGUAUGAAAAUAAUCAGCCAGAGGAAGUACUUGAUCGGCUGAUAGGCGGAGGAUUGUACGAAGGCCACAUCAGAUUCCUUCAAGAUAGCAGUGCCAGUUUUCGCGCGGGGGAAAGCUUUAUGGCUCAUAGACUUGAGGAGCAGGACUCGUUAAUAGCCAAGCAUCGAAGUGCUUGUAUGAAACAGCUCAGUGCUGUAUUGCGGAAACAGAUGACUCGCAUCACAAAAUCAGAAACUGCUCAAAAGAAGAUGGAGGCAGCGCAGAAAAAGCGUGAGGCAGACGAGAAGAAAAAAAUAGAGGCGGAUAAGAAGAAAUUGGAAUUGGCUAGGAAGAAAUUGGAGGCGGCUAGGAAGAAAUCAGAGGCAGAUCAGAAGAAAUUGGAGGCAACUAAGAGGAAAUCGGAGUCGGCUAGGAUGAACCCAGAGGCUCAACAAACUCAAACACCCGAAGAAAAUUUGAAAGCUGCCAAAAAAAGAAAAACAAACAACAAGAAUGUUAAAUCUUCAAGGAGUCAAGGCAACCAUCAACAAAUUUCACGAACCUCACAGUUGAGCAACGACGGUCUGAUCAGCGUCAUUAUCAUCCAGGUUAUGUAG